AUGAAAGUUACAUUCUUGAUCAGCUUUAUUUUACUCGCCUCCUCUCUUUCCGUUUCGGCCGCUGAAGAAAAGAAAAAGUUAGAAUUUGGCUAUGUCGGAUCGUUAGGUCCAGACAAUUGGCAUUUACUCUCGGAAGAAUCCAAAAUUUGUCAAACAGGGAAAAAACAAUCUCCCAUUGAUAUCACUUCACAAGAUUUAAAAAAUUUGGCAAAACCACCACCCGCAGAAUUCAAAAAUGCUAAAGAUGUUGAAUCAUUUAAUAAUGGUAAUACGGUUGAAAUCUUUUCAGGAAAGGAAGGAGUUCCUUUACCCGCUACUAUCCAGGUUGACGGAGAAACCUAUGAUUUACAACAAUUUCAUUUUCAUACCCCUUCAGAGCAUAGAGUAAAUGGCAAACAUUUUGAUAUUGAACAGCACUUGGUAUUUACAACUAAAGAUGAGAAAGUUAGCGUUGUGGCAGUAUUUUAUGAUGUCGGUAAAGAAGAAUCAAAAUUCAUGGCCCCUAUCGUUAAAGAUUUACCCAAAGAGAAAGACGAUAAAAAGAAAAUCAAAGAGAUUGACCUAUCCGGUUUAUUAACCGACAUUCAAAAUAUUACCGCCGCUUUCACUUAUUCCGGUAGUUUAACUACUCCUCCUUGUACCGAAGGUGUUACUUGGUACGUUAAUAAAGAUGCUCAAGUGGUUUCUCUUGAUCAAUUCAUGGGAUUAAGAGAGGUUACGGGAUUCAAUUCUCGCUUCACUCAAUUAAGAUCGAAUGAUACUACAAACGAAAAACAUGUAAAAAAGAGAUCUCUAUAUAAAUUUGAUCGAUUUCUAAAAUAA
Messenger RNA from Funneliformis mosseae, 822 nucleotides. The record is from the annotation of a GenBank genome assembly. Lineage: Eukaryota; Fungi; Glomeromycota; Glomeromycetes; Glomerales; Glomeraceae.